CCCGUGACAAAUAAAGAGCAUUUCUUUACUUGUAUAUAGACAUUCAUUUCUACUUCUGACGCAUCUGAUUGAUAGCUAGAUAUCUUCACUACGUAUUUUCAUUUUUGUCCGCUACAGUUUAAAGUCACCAGAGAAGGAAAUAUAGUUAUAUCACAACUGGGGUGACCUUCACGGCGUCGUUUGGCCUUCAAAAAGUGUGAGAAUUUAAAGGGGUGCAUGAGAUGACUGAAAUAUUUCGCAGUGGUAAGAGAGUUGAUGGUCGCAGACCUAAAGAAAUUAGGCAAAUACACUGCCAAUUUGGAUCUGGCAAUUCCGACGGAAUAGUAUUUCUUCACCAGGGGAACACUAAAGUGAUCGCAUCAGUAGUUGGACCUCACGCGUCCAAAUCAAAAGGCGAUGGCGAUGCAGAUAAUGCGACCAUUAUGUGCCAGUUUACAAAGCCUCCUUUCGCCUCAACUUCUGGAGAACGUCGAAAACUAUCAUCAAAAGAUAGGUCAGCAAAUGAUUUCGCAACUGCUAUUGAAGAAGUAUUUUCAUGUGUCGUAAAAACGGAGAAGUAUCCUAUGUCACAAAUAGAUAUUUUCCUUGAAGUUAUUCAAUCAGAUGGAUCUGAGUUCGCUUGUGCUGUAAAUGCAGCUACCCUUGCGUUAACUGAUGCAGGCAUUGAAAUGAAUUAUCUUGUCACUGCAGCCACAGUUGGUCUAUGGGGUUCACACGUAUUUGCUGACCUUUGUCGCUUCGAAGAGAAUCCACUUCUGUCUCAGUUAACGGUUGUUUGCUUUCCUAAUACGCAACACCGCUGUAACCUGGACUCAGAUGAAGAUGAAGAUCCUGAGAUUCUUCAUACACGUCUUUCCUCAUGGUUACCAGUUGAAAAAUUACAACCGCUUAUCACGGAAGCCUUAGCAGUAGCUCAAGCACUUCAUGAAGAAUUUUCCUACUGGCUACGAGGUCGUGUGCGUAGUGGACUUGUCACCAGAUAAAUGAAUUACUCAAGUGUUGAAUCCGAUGAUUUUUAUAAAACAACAAAACCUCCACACAUUUCAGAAUAAUUUAUUCGUGAUGUGUAAAAUAUUCGUGGCAGACUGUUUUAUUUUAUUAAUAAAUGAUACUUCAUCAGGGAAUAUCCACAAAGGAUGAAGUCCCUGGACCGUAAAGAUCCAAGGUGAG
This is a messenger RNA of Trichobilharzia szidati, 1170 nucleotides long. The record is from the annotation of a GenBank genome assembly. Lineage: Eukaryota; Metazoa; Platyhelminthes; Trematoda; Strigeidida; Schistosomatidae.